AGCAGUCUGGUAGGCUCGAUGGUCCGGUACCUCAGGAGAACCCUCUCUUCAGCCGUCACCCACCUCCGCACAUCUUUGCGCCACGUCUGGGACCGUGUCAGCUCCCAAGAGUCCAAGGAAGCCAUCGUAGGUUGUGUGCUAUGCAUUCUCAACAUGCACAAGAAGGUGGACAACUGAGCUCCCCCGUCACUUGUUGUUCUACCCUCAACUUGUCAGGAGAACGGAGACUGGACAAGAAGACGUGGACACUGGCCAUGUCUGAGAGUAUUGUCAGGAAAAUACAGCCCUUCACGAUUGGGACUAAACUGUCUGUCCCCACUGUGCACAAAUGCCAGGAGUUUACGGAGACUUAUCUGCAAACCCAGAAUCUUGACAACUGCACACGAAAGCAGAACCUGAACUCACUCUACCUCAGUCCACAGCAGGUCUGCGCACAUGGCCCCUGCCUGGUCUUGCCCACUAGCCAGCAGGUAGCCCCCGUGAAACACAAACAGGAGGAGAUGGCCGCAGAGGACGACCUCAACCAGAACGUCAGCUCUUCCUCUGCUGUUUCCAGAUCUAUCAAGAAGAUUACAAUAUCUGGGAAUAAGAAAAGCCCAGAGAAUACAACUUCAGUGGGACUAAGACAGCGAUCCAUUUUUAGAUCCACAUCUGAAAAUCACAAUAACAACAACAACAGUGGAACAUCUGAUCAUAAUCUGCCGAGGAUUGUGGGAAUUAACUGUGAGAGUAUACCUAACUCUCAUGUCAAGGUUUUAGUGAAAACAAAGAGUGGUGACGAUCACUCAGCAAUGCAGGGACAAAACAAGUCAAAACGAAAUGGACCAACCGGUACCAUCCAACAGGAGAAAGACCCUCAACGAUGUCAGCAUCACACACAGAAUAAAGAGCUGCCAGAUGUUACAUCCCAGAGUGACUGCUAUACUCAGCAAAUAUCUCUCUUCAACAAGGAAGUACUACAAGCUAAAACGUGGAGGAAAGAGAAACUGCAAGACCUCAAGGAUGACUCCAAAAUUCAGCGCUGCCCCCUGCAGGACUGGGAUGAAGCCUCACAGAUACUUCAAAGGGAUCUCAAGGACUUUGACAACACCCUCAUCCAACUCAACCAGACGGGAGAUCAGCUGAUCUGCAAACUGAAUCCCACUUCUGACCUUGUGAAGAAUCAGCUCAGCCAUCUGAAAGACCAAUGGAACAUUCUGAAACAGACAGCUGUCAGUCAAUCCAGGGUUCUGGGAGGUUCCAAAAACCUACAGGAGUUCAACAAAAAAGUGGACAAGCUCGAGACAUGGAUCAAAGAGAAGGAAGAGGAGCAGUCUCUUGUUAAUGUCCUGGGUGAAAGUGUUGACAAAAUGCAGUUAACCAGAAGAAUUUUAGAUUUGAAACAGGAUGAGGAGCUAUACAGAACCCUCCAUGAAGAGAUCAAUCACAUAGCCACCAAAAUGGAGAAACAAGGGAAGUUGGAUAGUAAAAGCAUCUCCAACAGGAGGAAAAAUAUCAAUAAAAUGUGGCUAAAGGUGCAACCUCAGAUAAAAAAACACCAAGACAAUCUUCAUCUUGCACUGGAAGUGUCAUCAUUUUACCAGCAGGCUGACAAUACAUUAUUUUCCAUAAAUAACAUGAUGAAAAGUACAUGUCCCUCAAAAGAAUCCGGCCUUUUCGGAGACAGCGAAAUCCGUGACAUUGCCAGUCAAAUCAUGAUGCUAGAUGUGACUGUGUCCCAAAUGUCAAAUCUCCAUCCUGCUUUGGCUGCCGGUGUAACACAGAAGCAGAGGGAGGUCAGGGACUGCUGGGUUUCUCUCCAGAAGGUUUUCAGGAGUGACCGGACAAGCCUCCCGCCAGUGGGCUCAGCAGUCACCAGGGAAGAUGCUGACCCCUUGACAUCAACCCAGGAACUUCAAUGCAGCAUGGGAAAAGAGAGUCAAACGACCGUGGGAAAGCAGGGUGCAGAACGACAGCGCAAUGGUGACGACUAUAUGAAUAUAUCCGUAUGUUGUGGGAGUACUAAGCAAAGCCAGGCACAGCAAUGUGUGAACCACACCUCUUCAACCAUGGGAGAUUGCCCCGAUGAUGUCAUCAUCAGUCCUCAGUCAAGGAGGGAAAGGAAGCCGAGAGGUGAGCCCAAGCGUACCACGCUCCCCAGAGGCCACCCACAGCUUCAUAUUCAGCUCCAGAAAUUCACCGUGUCAGCUGACAAGACUCUGUCCUGGUUAAAGGAAAAUGUUUCUCUUGCCACACAAGUGUAUUUAACAGCCAUUUUCGAGGGACUUGAGGCAGCCAGGAGGUCCCAACAUGCAGUGCAACAAGAAAUCCUUAUGAAUAAAGCCAGAAUAGAAGUGGUCAAAAGAGAGGGCCGUGAGUUGGUCCGUGCACAGCACCCAGGCUGCACUAAGAUAGAACAGUUCCUCAGCCAGCUGGAGAUGCUUUGGGAAGAACUGCAGAGGAGGCACCAGAGGAACUCUGUGUUCCUGCAAGCCUCACAAAACCCGGGAUUUAGGGUUGUUAAAGUACUGAAGGCACUUGGAAGCCUGGAGUCCUGGCUGGAGUCUGUGGAGCUUUCCACGAAAGAGUCAUUGCUAGGCAAUGACCCUGAAAAAAUGCCAGUUGCAGAACGAGAGAGCUGUUUUCUGGAGAAAGAAAUAGCCAUUUGUGACCUGGAACUCAAAGCUCUUAGAAAAGUGGUGGAGGCCCUGCAUGGACACAGUCACCCCCACACACGUGGCUUGAAAUCACGUAUAGAAGAGGUGGACAGAAAGUACCAACAUGUUCUAAGUGCCCUAACUCGCCAAAGCUCAAAGCUGCAGGACACGUGCAUGCUGACUGAGUUCUUGGAACGUGUGGAGCUGGGGGAGAGGAGGAAGCUUGACAGUAGUCAAUACAGCUCAGAUCAGCCUUGCCACAGUAAAAUCUCAUCAAUUGCUGACUUGGUGGGACUUCAAAGCAAUGGUGAGUGUGAUCUGAGCGUGGUUGACCCUGUGGAGGAACCGAGAGAGGCCGUGGUCAUGCUGAAUGAGAACGUGAGGGAAAGAUGGCGACCACAGAGUCAUGAGCAGUACAUACAGGAGCUAUUGAACAAGCAAACCAGGGUGUCUGUGAGCAUGGAGGAGUGGCUUUGCCGCUACAAUGAGCUCAGCCUGGACAUCCUUAAAAAGGAGACAGACAUGGCUGUCCAAUGUGAGCCAAAUCACUGUGGCUUUGAGUCACUGCAGCAGAGAAACGCCCACCUGGAGACUGACUAUGAAGUUCUCACUGCCGAAGUUAAAGAGCUGGAGAGCCAAGCUUCUCGUUUAAAGGAUCUCUGCCCAGAAAGAGUGCAUGUGUUUUGGACCAAGAUUCAGGCAGCGCUGCAGGUCUGGACAGAGCUGGGAAAGAGUGUAAUGGAGAGCAAAUCACAUCUACAAGAUUUCUUGCAUCUCCAAGACUUCUUCAGGCACUACCUUGCAAUGAUCUCAUGGACAGAGGACACCCGGUCAUGCAUUUUCUCAGAAACUUUGCACCUGAGCGAAGAUGGUCAGAGCCUGCAGUUGACAGAGCUUGAUAUACAAAUUGAGCAGAAGUUUGAGGAGUUUGAGGAGCUGGCGGCAUUUGGGAGAAACAUUUUAGAUAAAGAACACCACCUCACUCAGAUGGUAGGAGAGCGCAUGGAGGAACUGCAAAGUAUGCUUGGGUGGAUUUCUGUGCACUGGAGAGCAAGGAAACAAGAAUGGAUUCACAAGAAGAGCACACAGGAAAACUCAAUAGAUAACAUUUAUUCUGAGGCCACGUACUCUCCAUCAGAGACAACAGAUUCCUUUGAGUUCUAUCAGGCUCUGAAUUCUAUCUCAGAAGAAAGCAAACCAAUAGCAAGAGGGGACAGCCAGACUGCAGAGCAGUUCUCUGGACAGACAGAGGAGAAUCAGUUAGAAGAUGGCUAUGAGGUUAUGAAAAAUAUCAGACGAUGGCAUGGCGACGCCCCCCAAUCAGCGUCUCCAGCACCCUCCCUCACAGUCAUUAAGGAGCCCAGCAGUCCCUCUUUAGGGGGCAUGGUCAACCUCAUCCUCAGCUUUGGUAACACAGGGGACAGCCGAUGUCAAGUGGUUGACGGAACUGUUGGGAAUGAUGAGGUUAUAGAAAAGACUUCUGAGCCUCUCCACAGGGUGAGUACUUACUUGCAUGUGAAGGAUAACUCGGCUGCGGCCCCAGUGUAUGAGAGUAUUACUCUCCCACAUCAAAAGAGCCGCUUGACAUCCUCAGCUUCCCCAACUGCCUCACCACCCUCCAUUGUGCGACCACAUCAGACCAGUCUAUCCAGCCACCCUGUAAAUGGGAGGUAUGUCAACAGCUCCAUCUUCUGCAGCCUUAAGAGAAUGGGCAAGAAACGAAAGAGAAGGAGAGACACCCGCAGGCACACCAUCCAGAAAGUCAUGGGGGUCGACGUGGAAACAGAUGAGCCUCUUUACACCUGUGAGGCAGUCACGUAUGACACACAUACCUGGCCACUGAAAGAGGGUCGACGGAAGAAAAAAUCACCACGGAGCAGGGAUGGAAUUGCCACUAUGGCCCACAUAAAGUAUCCCCUACUGAGAGAUAAUGAGUUAGAGUGCAGUGGAGAUGACACUAUUACACCAUAUGCUGUUUCAGAGGGGCCAGCCCAUACCAUUCAAGGGAGAGGCCACUGCAGAUUCCUUUCUUUGGGCUCCGUUUUGAGUUUUGACUUACCAAAGGACAUGACUCUCAUCCCCAGCAUUCAGGAGAUCAUUACUAUCUCUCCUCGGGAUUCCAAUAAGGGGGCUGGAAUUGAUCCAGAUCCUAACUUUCAGCAACACACAGCCUUGAGUUCAUUCAAACAAACUCGACCCUCGCUGGCCAACACUGUCAGCAAAGGUGAACUUAGCUCUGAGACACGGAUGUCUCCAGUUGUGAAAGAUAUGCCUGAUAAUGACCCUAUUUUCAAUACAGCUCCUCCUCCCCAAGAGAAAGACGAGGAUCAGAUGGUACCAUGUAAUGAUUUAUCCAAAAAGCGGUUAAACUUGCUGGAUGAAGCAGAGCAUGAGUGGCACAAAAUGUCAUCAGCACUUAAAACUGUAAAAUAUGACACCUGCCAGAAUUCCCAACCCCCAAUUUAUGUGAAUCAAGCCACUCUGUCCACUAGUGCAGCUCAUAAACAUCAAUGUCCAAAUGUUCAUACACUUAUUCGGGACCUCAAUGGACACAAGUAUCAUAAAAGUGCAACAAUGCAGGGUGUACAUGAUGAGAACCCAGGACAGUGUGUGCACCAAGCAUCUCACGUUGUUGUCAAUCGCAAGCCAAAUGAGAAUGUUCGUCAAGACUCUGUGGAUUCAGGCAUCUCCAGUUCCAGCAGCAUCAAAGUGUGUCCCGAUACAUCUUGUUCUGAUAACGCCCAAAUUACUGGUAUGGUGGGGAAGCUCAUGUCCCUUCAAGUUGGGCGCAUGAAUUGCAUGAAGAUAACAGAGAAUGUGGGUCCAUCAAAACCAAGCGAAGACACACUACAACAAGAACCUGUUCACCUGGACCAUCAACAGUUUGAGGAAGAAGAAGAAGAGUUGGAGGGCAUCUGGAACAAAACUACCAACUUCAGGCAGAGUAUCUGUUCAGACAUCAUGUACCUGCACAACCAAGAAGAGUCCAUACCAUCAGAUCAGCCAAGUGAACCAAUUUCCACCUCGUCCCCUCGCAAAGUCUCAGCUAAGGUCUAUCGAGACCUGGCAACAGCCUCAGAACCCAACCUCUUUGUAGCCGACUUUACGUUGCCAUCUAACAUCCAAAGCCUCCUGGGUGGCAACAAGGACCUCAGUUCCCAAGGUCCGCAACAGACCUUAAGAGACAGAAGGUCCUGGGCAGCCUUUCCAAACAGAGACCAAAUCAGCAAGAUCUUAGUGAUGGUGAAUGAAACAGCCUCAGAUCAAUUGAAGCUUCCAGAUGUUGUUGACAAUCAGAAAUACAUUUACCAAUACAGAGAGGAGGAAGAGGAAGAAGGUGGGAAGGAGAUGGAUGAGUACACGGCUUGUUCAAAGGACCAGACAGAUGGCUCCUGUCAUCAAAGAGAGGAAGUUCAGAACUUUGAGGCCAUCGAUCCGCAAGAAGAGGCAACAGCCACAGGAGGGCGCUGCAAUACUCCAGGUGGAAAUCCUGAGCUGCAAUCUAUGGAGGGAACUCUCGAAAGAAAGCAAAAGCUGCAAUUUGGAGGAAAGAAAGCUGCUUCCAGAGGCUGGAACUCGUAUCAUACUGUCUUAUAUCGACACACCUUGUGCUUCUAUCAGGAUAGAAAGGAAACACUGAGGAGUUCUGCGUGUGGCCUGCCGCUGAACCUCACUGGAGCUGACUGUUCAUCUGCUCCAGAGUACACCAAGAAACCUAACUGCUUCCAUUUGAGGCUGCGUGAUGGCUCCGAAUAUCUGUUCAGCGCCUCUUCACGCUUUGUGAUGAACAAAUGGAUGACUAAAAUACAAGCAAACGCAGGUGCAAGCCAGUCUGUGUCUUCAUUGUCAAACAUCCCAGUAGAUCAAAGCAUCCCCAUUUCCUUAAGCCCCCCUCUGUGCUCGGGCUGUUAUGGUCUGGCCAAAUGCUACUGCUCCUCCCAGCAUGAUGUCACCUCCACGUUUCCCAGACAGAAACCCCCGAAUCGUGCCAAAGACACGGUUGUCCCUUCCAGAGAGUUGCCACAGAAUCCCCCACGAUGUCUGGAGGAACAUUUGACCAGGUCAUCCACACAUGGACAGUCCUGCAAUGAUGCUGAUGAUGACAAUGACGAUGAUUGCUGCAGCUGCAACCAAAUGGUAACUCAUGGACUUCAGGGAGGAAGUGAAGAAAACACCUCUUCCUCCCAGUGGUCCCCCCCACGCAGCAAUCAGGACUGGCUGAGCAGCAAGCGUCGCUCCCACUCCUUCACUUCUGCAACCUAUCAGAAGAUCAAACCCACGCGGGAGAUCUGCAGAGGCCCAGAGAACGAGUCCAACUACAGUGUGACACUGGUGCUGGGAGACAAGUCGUCAGACAUUAAGACCUGUGGAAGUCCAUCAGUGGCCGGAUGGCAGCUGGACCCUUGCCCGCCGAGGAACCACAGCAGCCUGCCGAGGCCUCGCAACAAAUCUGUCUUAAAGAAAUUCUUUGGCAAAAGGGACCUGUGAAUUUUCAUGAGAUUGUCUAAUGUGCAGUGCACGUUUUUAUUAUCUACUACUGAGCAUAUUUAUAUUAUGAGUUGCUACCAAUUUUAUUUGAAUGUGUAAGAUGCUAUUUCUAAGUGUGUGUGUGUAUAUUACUUUUAUACGGUGUUCAGACUAUGCAGUUGGAGUUCAUUUUGUCUUAAUCUUACAGUUGUUUUGUAUGGGGCAGCAUGGAGAACGCUGGGAGUUUGCAUGUUUUUUCUGCGCUUGUGUGGGUUUUCUCUGGGUACUCUGGCUUCCUCCCAAAUCUCCCAACAUGUCGGUUCAUUGAAGACUAAAACAAGGGUCAGCAACACGGCACCUGGUAGCCCCCAAGAACCACGAGUCAUUCGCGGGCCUGUUCUCAAAGUUGCUCACCAGUGAUGAGACAUUGUGAUUUUCUAGGAACAUCUCUCAGGGAGUGGAGGCCCCAACAUAAUCGAAGUGAACAUUUGAAUAUGUACACGCUUGCAGAGAUUUAUGUUUCUACUUUGUUAAAGCAGGUUAGUAAUUAUUGUGAGAAGUCAUUAACACGAUAAGAGUCUUCACAUACUGUACAUAAUUAGCAAAAUCAUUAUAGGUGUAAAUGAUUCUCUAAAUCUGCCUUGCGAUUGACCCAACCCACCUCCCCACACCCAGUGAUGAUAAACAGCAUAGAGAACGAGUGGAUGUAUGUAUUGUAUCAGUGUGCGUACUAAAUAGCUCUGCUGGAAGUCCAUUUUCAAAGGACAUUUGCAUACUUAAGUGAUAACACUAACAAUCAAAUCAUUACAGUCGUGUCCACAUAAUUGUUUCACUCCAGUGUGUUCUCCAUCCAGCUAAUUUCUUUUCACACAAAAACCUGCAGUUUGAUAGCUGCUAGUUGAUUUGUUACAGCAACCAUUCAUAAUAAUAAUAAUGAAAAAUAGCAAUUAUUUCAUGUUCCGUUGUCAAUCUAGAAUAAAAAACACAUUAUUGUCAGAUGGUAAAAAUGAAUUUGCCAAGAAGAAAGACAAACAUGCCACUUGUUGUUUUUGCACCAUUGAAUGUGAGUCAAUUGAAACUGUGAAAGCAUAUUGAUGCUGCAGCUGGUUUAGGAGUUACAUGUAUUAUGCAGUAUGUCCAUCCAUCCAUCCAUCCAUCCCAAGGGUCACAGGUGAGAGCCUAUCCCGGCUGACUUCAGGUGAGAGGACUUGGUUACAAGGGAAUUGUAGGACAAACAAUCAUCCACACUCAAACAAAUUCAUGGAACAUUUGUGUGUCUUUUUUUUGGGGGGGUGGAAAAAAGUCAAAGAGAACAUGAAAAGUCAGAACAGGAAAGAAUUGAGAUUCAAAUGUCAAACGUCAGAACUGUGAGACAUAAGCACUAGCCAUUCGUCCAAAGCGCGGCCUUACACGGGUCAAGUUGAAAAAAUUUUUUUUUUUUUAGUUUCUGAAUGCUUUUAGUAAUAAACCAAUACUUUAAUCUCUUCAAGAAGUGAGAUUAUUUUAAGAGUACUAUCUACAAAUACAUUUGGGGGUUUGAAGUCACCUCUGGUAUUAAGGUGUGUAACUGCUGCCCCACAACAGGAUGCAUAUUUUGAAACAAAACAUUACAGGAUUUAUCACAGUAUGAAUAUGCACAUAGCCACUUGAGUUACUGAUUUUUUUAAAAAUACACUUUUGUGGCCAAAUUCAUCUUGCAGAGGCAUCCAUCAUCACAGCUCUGCAAUCUGUGAACCAUUAUCAAGUCUCCAACUGAACUGACUGGAGCAUGACUCACACUGCAGCUUGUUCAACGUACACAAGUUACAUUGUGUUCAUGUGUUCUAUCAAUGUACUUUCAGAACAAUCUGUUUUCAUAAAAUAUGCAAUUUGUGAGGUACAAAAAUAUUGGAGACUUGACCAUUGCUAAAAACAGCUGGAAUGUGAAGAAAAUACUGUAUGGAGUUGGUCCUCCCCUUUCCAGCUUCCACUCUUCUGGAAAAACUUUCAGCGAAGUGCAGUAUAGUAUAUAUUUCUUUAGUGGCUGAUUGUGGCUUUUUAGUACCAAAGAACUAUGUUGAAGCAAGGGGAGGGACUUCAUUUAGAAAAGUAAUUUCUGUCUAAUUGAAAAGUUUUGCUUUCUCUUCUGUUUCUGUUGAUUAUCACUUAAUACUGCAUUAUGCGUUUUUGCAGUGUUUAUUAGUCUUAGAAGUGGUUCAUAUCAACAUAGUUGUACCAAUCAACACUACUGUAUUGUAUAUGCAUGCAAAAAAAAAUCUGUGUAUCCCUGCCAUGAAUAGCGAACGAAAAUCUAUGAAUAUUUGGUGUUUCUCUUAAAGGGCCACUGUCAUGAAAUGCAUGAUUUUUAGUAUGUUAUUAAUUAAA
Syngnathoides biaculeatus (alligator pipefish) is the source of this 9467-nucleotide messenger RNA. RefSeq lists its product as uncharacterized. Gene Ontology annotation, molecular function: phospholipid binding; actin filament binding. The transcript is spliced from 34 exons. Bases 141 to 7124 code for a protein of 2327 amino acids. The record is from RefSeq and is a predicted model, not a curated record. Gene Ontology annotation, cellular component: cortical actin cytoskeleton; Z disc; plasma membrane. NCBI's taxonomy places the organism in Eukaryota, Metazoa, Chordata, Actinopteri, Syngnathiformes, Syngnathidae. Gene Ontology annotation, biological process: actin cytoskeleton organization; muscle cell development.